Messenger RNA from Rotaria sordida, 240 nucleotides. NCBI's taxonomy places the organism in Eukaryota, Metazoa, Rotifera, Eurotatoria, Philodinida, Philodinidae. The record is from the annotation of a GenBank genome assembly.
AUGCAACGUGGUGUUGCACAGAGUACAACCGGAACUCGAUGGACAAAUGGAAUUGUACCUUAUGUUAUGUCGACUGAUUUCACUGCUCAACAACAAGCACUUAUAGCUGAUGCUAUGAGAAAUAUAGAACGAUUGACUACCAUCAAUAAUCGUAAAUGUGUACAAUUUCGCCCAAAGGUUUCCAAAGAUCAAUAUUCAAUCUUAAUUAAAACAGGCGCUGGCUGCUCGUCACAUGUAUGA